AUGGUUUCUCUCCGAUCCCUCAGCCUCGUCCUCCUUGUGGGUACUGCUUCAGCAGCGUGCCGCAAGCAGUGCGUGGUCCCCGCUUCUGGGGGCACUUUAUCGGACUCGGCAGCCAUCCAAGAGGUUCUUGAUCGUUGCAACAGGGACUCGUUGAUUUUGUUCGAGGAGGGGUCCAACUACAACGUCUUCGAGCCCAUUGCGGCCCUGAACCUCACCAACGUGAUCCUUUCGGUUCAAGGCAAUCUGCAUCUGCCCCAGGAUAUCUCCGCCGUGCAGAAGAUCGUCGCAGGAGGCAACGGCCACUGGUUCGACUUUGCGGGUACCGACAUACAGUACAUCGGCAACUCAGAUAUCUCACAUGGCUGGAUCUACAGCUACGGCCAGGCAUGGUGGUCUGCCAACGCGAAGGCCGGCGGCACCGGUCUCCCGAACCGUCCGCAUCUUAUGGCUUUCAAAGCCACCAACGGUGUCAUGAACUACUUCAAGUCGUCCAAGCCCGUCGCCUGGAAUCUUGCCGUCAAGGGAUCCAACAUCAGCAUCGCGAAUGCCGUCGUUGAUUCUGUCUCCGAGGACUGGAGUUUCCCCUUUAACACGGACGGCGUGGGCAUCGGCGCCACUGAUGUUCACGUCACGGACUGCGUCAUCUACAACGGCGACGACGCCUUCGCCAUCAGCGACGGCGCGAAGAACGUCGUUGUCGAGCGCAGUAUCAUUGGAUACCAGACCCACGGCAUGAGCAUCGGCUCCCUUGGUUCCGACGCCAAGAAAUUCUACACCGUGUCCAACAUUCGAUUCGACGACAUCACCGUCGCCGGAGGCCUGUACGCCGCGCGUUUCAAAUCGUGGGUCGGCGGCCAGGGCCUCGUGAAGGACGUCUCGUGGUCGAACAUCCGCCUCUACAACGUUACGUUCCCUAUCUUCAUCACCCAGACCUACAGCGAUCAGGGCAAGGCGUCCGCGAACCGCCCGAACAACUCGUCCGUGCAGAUGCGCAACUUCAAGUGGGACAACUGGGCCGGCUCGAUCAACAGCUACAAUCCGGGCGACGGCUCCUGCGCCUCCAACCCUUGCUGGUAUAACGUUGGCCUCCCGAAUCUCAAGCACAACGAGGCAAUCAUUGUCGAGUGUAACGAGGAUGAUUCGUGCCAGGGCUUCGAGUUUGACAACAUGCGCAUCUAUCCACAAGAUAUGACGGCGCCCAGUGUCAUCUGCAUGAAAGCCACUGCGGAGCUGAAUCCCAAUCUGGGCAUCGACUGCCGCAACGGCACUUACAUCCCCCUAUAG
Molecule: messenger RNA, 1284 nt
Organism: Verticillium alfalfae VaMs.102
Lineage: Eukaryota; Fungi; Ascomycota; Sordariomycetes; Glomerellales; Plectosphaerellaceae
Product: polygalacturonase
Exons: 4
Coding region: 1-1284 (427 amino acids)
Biological process (GO): carbohydrate metabolic process
Molecular function (GO): polygalacturonase activity
Source: RefSeq, a predicted model, not a curated record